Molecule: messenger RNA, 3712 nt
Organism: Nerophis ophidion (straightnose pipefish)
Lineage: Eukaryota; Metazoa; Chordata; Actinopteri; Syngnathiformes; Syngnathidae
Product: short transient receptor potential channel 6-like
Exons: 12
Coding region: 691-3000 (769 amino acids)
Biological process (GO): regulation of cytosolic calcium ion concentration; calcium ion transmembrane transport; manganese ion transport
Cellular component (GO): membrane; cation channel complex
Molecular function (GO): store-operated calcium channel activity; inositol 1,4,5 trisphosphate binding
Source: RefSeq, a predicted model, not a curated record
UCACAAACCCGGAAACUCUUUUUUCCAUCGCUUAUUUUCAUCAACAAGAUGUCCUUCGUGUAGAUUUAAUUUUCUUUUCCUUAAUACCUUGGUUGUUUUUUUGUGUGACUAACGCAAAAACCUGUUUUAAGUAGUAUUCUAAAGGCCUAUUGAAAUGAGAUUUUCUUAUUUAAACUGGGAUAGCAGGUCCAUUCUAUGUGUCAUACUUGAUCAUUUCGCAACAUUGCCAUAUUUUAGCUGAAAGGAUUUAGUAGAGAACAUCUACGAUAAAGUUCACAACUUUCGGUUGUAAGAAAAAAGCCCUGCCUCUACCGGAAGUCGCAGACGAUGACGUCACAUGUUUGAUGGCUCCUCACAUAUUCACAUUGUUUUUCAUGGGAUCAUCCACAAAAAGUGCUAUUCGGACCGAGAAAACAACAAUUUCCCCAUUAAUUUGAGCGAGGAUGAAAGAUUCGUGUUUGAGGAUAUUGAUAGCGACGGACUAGAAAAAAACAAAGUAAAAAAAAAAAACGCGAUUGCAUUGGGACAGAUUCCGAUGUUUUUAGACACAUUUACUAGGUUAAUUCUGGGAAAUCCCUUAUCUUUCUAUUGUGUUGCUAGUGUUUUAGUGAGUUUAAUAGUACCUGAUAGUCGGAAGGGUGUCUCCACGGGUGUCUUGACGCCAGUGUCUCAGGGAAGUCGACGGCAGCUAUGGAUGGCACAAGCUCAGCUUUUCUCCGGUGGUGCAGUGAGGGCGGAGCCACCAUGAUGCAGCAGGACCCGUCCAAACCUUUGAGACCUGCAACCCGGCAGGGGUCCGCCCCUAUUUCCCCCGCACCCCUCAGCCUUUCCGUGAGCGAGGAGGUCUUCCUGAAGGCCGUGGCGCGCGGAAACGUUCCUCUGCUGAGGCGCAUACUGGUGGAGCUGCCCCACCUCCACGGCAACAGUAUGGACUUGGCGGACCAGAAUGCUUUGCAGCCGGGGGUCACCAAGCUCCUCCUGGAGAAGGAGGAGUUGAUGAGGCUGGGGGGCACCAUCAGCCGAGGUCAGGUAUGCAUGGUGGACACCAUCUUGAGCCAGCAGUCCUUGGCCCACGUGGACAGGCUGACUUCCCCCCCCAGUCAGGUGGACUUGGACCUCUUGUCCAGUGACAUCAUUCUGGCUUCUCAACGCCACGAAUACCAGAUGGUGCACCUGCUUCUGGCCCGGGGAGCCCGGAUCCAGCACCCGCACCCCCACCUGUGCCGGUGCAGCACCUGUGGCCUGCACCUGGACCCCUUCACACACUCGCUGUCCAGCAUCCACGCCUACCAAGGUCUCGCCAGUCCAGCUUACCUGGCGCUGUCCAACACAGACCCUGUCAUGGCGGCGCUGGACCUGAUCCAGCAGCUGGCGCUCUUGGCCCACACCGAGGUGGAGCUUAAGAAGGACUACCAGAACCUGUGGUCCCAGUGCCAAGACUUCCUGGUGGCCCUGUUGGACCUGUGUCAGACCACGGAGGAGGUUCAGGCCGUGGUACUCGGUCCCUCUAAGGACCUCAGCAGGUUGAAACUGGCCAUGAAGUACCAAGUCAAAAAGUUCCUGGCCCACCCCAACUGUCAGCAGCAGCUCUUGUCCAUUUGGUACCAGAACUGGUCUGGAAUCCGCCAGCAGACCACGGCGGGGAAGGUCCUGCUGGUUCUGGGGGUCUCUUUGGGCUUGCCUCUUCUGGCCUUGGCUUCCUGGAUUGCACCGUCCAGCAAGUUAGGCAAGAUCCUAUGUGGACCUUUCCUGAGGUUUGUGGCCCACGCCGCCUCCUUUGUGGUCUUCCUGUGCCUGCUGGUCCUGAACGCGGCCGAGCGCCUCCAGGUGGCGGCCAACACCAGCACCUCACAGCUGCUUCGCAUGAAGACCACUUCCUUCACCUGGGUGGAGGUCUUCAUCAUCACAUGGAUUCUAGGGAAGAUCUGGGAAGACUGCAAGAAGGUUUGGUCCCAGGACCUCAGGGAGUACGUCUCAGAACCUUGGAACCUUCUGGACUUCACCAUGGUGGCCCUCUUCACCAGCUCCUUCACGGCUCGACUGAUGGCCUUCCGGCACGCGUACGCCGCCCAGCGCUACGUAGACCAGCACCACACCCACCUGCCCUCCCACAUCCGGUACUUCCAGCUGGCUCGGGCUGACUGGGUGCCGUCGGACCCGCAACUCGUUUCCGAGGGCCUUUAUGCCGUGGCCGUGGUGCUGAGCUUCUGGCGCGUGGCCUACGUCCUGCCCGCUAACCAGAACUUUGGACCCCUGCAGGUUUCUCUGGGGAGAACUUUGAAGGACAUUUUCAAGUUCCUGGUGAUCUUCAUCACCGUGUUUGUGGCCUUCAUGGUGGGACUCUUCAACCUGUACUCCAACUACCUGGGCGCCAAGCACAACCCGGCCUUCACCACGCUGGAGGAAAGUUUUAAAACUCUCUUCUGGGCCAUCUUCGGCCUGUCGGAGGUGAAGUCUGUGGUGAUGGACACGGAGCACAAGUUCAUCGAGAACAUCGGCUACUUCCUGUACGGACUCUACAACAUCGUUAUGGUGGUGGUGUUGCUCAACGUGCUCAUUGCCAUGUUCAACAGCUCCUUCCAGGAGAUACAGGGUGACUGUGACGUGGAGUGGUUAUUCGCCAGAUCCAAACUGUGGUUGUCCUACUUUGAGCCCGUCAGUUCACUGCCUGUGCCGUUCAACCUGCUCCCACAUCUGGACUUCCUGCGGGGAGUCAAAGUGUGUCCCUGGCAGAAGAACAGAGAUGAAACGUUGAGUCAACAGGAAUAUAGCAGCAAGGACACGCCCCUUUGUCCCACACACCAUCAGAAGAUCAUGAAGCGCCUCAUCAAGAGACACAUCCUCAAAGCACAGCAAGAUAGAGAAAAGCACCAAGGAAGUGAAGGUGAGCUGAAGGAGAUCAAGCAGGACAUCUACAGUCUUGGCCAGGAGCUGCUGGAGGCCAGCAAGCAGGAAGUGAGCGCCCUGGUGGAGGUCAUCAGCCACCUGGGUGAGGUGUGACCAGGGACACUAGAUUAGGUACACGUUCCUUUCCAAACACUGACGUCACUGGAAAAAAAGGGUUAUAAUAUUUAGGUCAAUUUCUAAGGUUGGCCACACGGUGGUGCUGCCAUACAUUGUAAGAUGGGUGUUUGCAGGCUUUUUAUGUCAUUAUAUUGUUGACAUAUCCUCUGAAAUAUUAUAUUAAUAGGAAUAUAAUAUGUGUGAUGCGACCUUUAAAUGUCACAUUAAAAAGAGGAAUGAAGGAGAUAAGUUAUAAUAUUGUUUAUUAUAAUUGUAACCUUUUAAUACUGUAGUAUACUCUUAUCUUUAAAAUAACUGUGACCUUGUAAUACUGUAAUAUACUCUUAUCUUACACUUACAGACAAAAAUAGUGCCUUUAUUUUGAAAGAUGUCAAGUAGUAUAAGCAUUGCAAUAUCAACGGUGUCAAGGAGUAUAAAUACUGCACAUCAAAAAUGUCAAGUAGUAUAAAGUACUGCAAUAUCUAAGAUGUCUAGUAGUACAAGUACUGCAAUAUCAAAUAUGUCUAGUAGUAUAAGUACUGCAAUAUCAAAGAUGUCUAGUAGUAUAAGUACUGCAAUAUCAAAGAUUUCAAGUAGUAUAAGUACUGCAAUAUCAAAGAUGUCUAGUAGUAUAAGUACUGCAAUAUCAAGGAUGUCUAGUAGUAUAAGUACUGCAAUAUCUAAGGUGUCAAGUAGUAUAAUUACUGCA